UAAUUGUGUGGGCCAGGAGCGAUUUCAUCUUCUGGUUUGUGAGAUCCUGAGGAACGACAUACUGAUACCUGGGUUAUUGGUACGGCAAGUCGUCUUCUUACCCGGUCCGUCAGUUAUGGUGUCUUCUUAUUUUUAUCGAGCAAUGGCCCUCAUGUUAACAGUAGGAGCUCUCUCCAAACUUCAGAAAAUGGAGCGAAGAGAACAAGCAAGAUCGGAAAAAUUCGCCAAGCUACUGGAAUAUGAAGACAAAAAAGAGAAAGCGACCAGCCAACAUGUCGUUUGUUAUUAUAAAAUCGAAAAGAAUGACACUAAAAGACUUCAGCCUGAGGAUAUCGAUGCUACGCUAUGCACCCACCUGAUAGUCGGAUACGUGGAAGUCCGCCACGACUUCAUGCUCCCAAGGACCAUCCACGAUCUGGAUCGAUUCAACAGGACGAUGGCCCUGAAGAAAAAGAACGCCAAAAUGAAGAUCCUGCUGUCAAUUGGAGAGAAGUCCAAUGGUGGGUUCUCGCACAUGGUAGCUACUAACUACGGCAGAGAAAGAUUCAUUUUCUCUUUGCUUCAUUUCCUCGAUAAAUAUAAGUUUGACGGUGUAGACUUCGAUUGGGAAUUCCCUGCUUGGAACGGAGCAAAUCCGUUGGAACGAUUUUAUUUCAUUUUGUUGCUAAAGGAACUUCGAUUUGUAAUAGAACAGGCGAAAAGAAAUCUCCUCAUAAGCUGCGCAGUUGCCGCACAUGUAGCGAUUAUUGACACAUCUUAUGACAUCCCGGAAAUGGCUAAAGCAGUUGACUUCGUGAACCUGAUGUCCUACGAUUUCCAAAUGUACAGUCCCAGCUACCCGUUCACGGCGCAUCACAGUCCACUUUUCACCAGGAACAGCGACAACCGAAUGAUUUACUAUCUUAAUGGUGCAUGGGCUGCAGCAUUUUGGGAAGCUCGCGGCAUGCCAAGAAAGAAGAUAAUGCUCGGCAUACCAACUCAUGCUCACUCGUACCAUUUGCAAUCCCCGCAAUUGCACUCCAUCGACGCUCCAGCUCUCGGACCAGGUCUUGGCAAAGGAAAGCUCACAUAUCCCCAGGUUUGUCGAUUUCUGAAAGCUGGAGCAACUCAGAUCUUUGAUGUAUCAACGAAGGUACCUUUCGCCUACCUUGGACACAACUGGAUUGCUUAUGACAACGAACACAGCGUGUCUUUUAAAAGCCAUUGGGUCAAAGAUGAAGGAUAUGGAGGAAUCAUGAUCUUCAAUUUGAAUAAUGACGACUGGAAUGCAACGUGUGACAAUUCUACGAAAUUUCCUCUUACGCGAGCAGUUACUAAGAUGAUAUUUUAAAGAGAGGAAAAUAUGGUAGAAAAAUCUAAAGGAAAUUAUUUAUUUUUAUGUGAAUUAAAUCUUUUGGACAAAUAUCUUGAGAAAAAUCAAUAACUAGGCAUAGAAUGUGUUUUUAUAAGAUAAUUUUGUUUGAUAAAUAAUUGACCUUGUUAUAAAAUGACAUUCAACAUUCCUUGCCAUUUCAACAGCUUAAUUAUGGCAACAUGGAAAGUCGUUGCCGAACUUACAUUUCGCAAAUGUUUUAGAGUAACCUGCCAACUAUCGACAAUUAUCAUUUUUGAAUGAGGUUUAGAAGUGCCAGUAUAUUUUUUUUUAUGUAGUUAAUGACAAGAUUCUUAAAGAAUUCUACUCUAGAAUGCGAAAAAAAUUCAGUGUAUGUUGUUAUUUUGUACACUACUAGUCAGAACAUGAAUAUUUUUGUUGUAUUGUCGUUACUAUAUUAAUUUAUUCAAAUAAGAAUACUCACUUGUUUUGUAAUCGUGAUGUUUUAUACAUAAAGAACAAGAAAUGUUUGUGUGUCAUUC
This is a messenger RNA of Argiope bruennichi, 1854 nucleotides long. Its product is annotated as acidic mammalian chitinase-like. NCBI's taxonomy places the organism in Eukaryota, Metazoa, Arthropoda, Arachnida, Araneae, Araneidae. Gene Ontology annotation, molecular function: chitinase activity; chitin binding. The transcript has 9 exons. The record is from RefSeq and is a predicted model, not a curated record. Gene Ontology annotation, cellular component: extracellular region. The coding region runs from base 116 to 1330 and encodes 404 amino acids. Gene Ontology annotation, biological process: carbohydrate metabolic process; chitin catabolic process.